GACACGGGCCUUGACCAGGCCCUGCCCGCCCCCAGCCCACCAUGGUCCCUCCAGGCCACAUCCUGCUCCUGCUUUUCCUCCCAGUGGCGGCAGCUCAGACGGCCCCAGGUUCCUGUUCCGGAUGUGGGCCCCUCUCCCUGCCGCUCCUCGCAGGCCUUGUGGCCGCUGACGCCGUCGUGUCGCUGCUGGUUGUGGGGGUGGUGUUUGCGUGCGCCCGCCCACGUCACAGGCCCACCCAAGAGGAUGGCAAAAUCUACGUGAACAUGCCCGGCCGGGGCUGACCCUCCUGCCACUUCGACCUUAGACUUCUGGCCCUCUCACCCUGGCCCCGUGACACUGCCCUUUCCGUACUGUCGAUUGGAAUAAAGCCACUGA
This is a messenger RNA of Lepus europaeus (European hare), 375 nucleotides long. RefSeq names its product hematopoietic cell signal transducer (gene HCST). The record is from RefSeq and is a predicted model, not a curated record. The transcript is spliced from 4 exons. Gene Ontology annotation, biological process: regulation of immune response; positive regulation of phosphatidylinositol 3-kinase/protein kinase B signal transduction. NCBI's taxonomy places the organism in Eukaryota, Metazoa, Chordata, Mammalia, Lagomorpha, Leporidae. Gene Ontology annotation, cellular component: membrane. Gene Ontology annotation, molecular function: signaling receptor binding; phosphatidylinositol 3-kinase binding. The coding region runs from base 42 to 281 and encodes 79 amino acids.